CACCUCUGGCCGAGGCCUUUUCCCCUCAACGUCUCCAGGUCCUAACAAUCCCAAUUUUUCUCCCACAAAAGAAAAAAGAAAAAAGGGUUUUUGAUCAAACUCUUGAUAUUCCAUAUUGAUUUCAAAUAAAUUUCUAAAUUCGUAUCCCAGAAUGGUAUUGCUGAUCAAGUAAGAAGAGACAAACCCUAGGAUGAGGUCGGAGUUCAGCCUCGCUGCGAGCGCUCCGAGGCUCGACAUCGACAAUCGGAUCUCUCUGCGGUACUACUAUCGGAUUGCCCGUGCUCUGAUCAAACAGGCUGACAUUUUCCGGGAUGAAAAGAAUAUUAUUGAUCUUUAUGUCAUGCUUUUGCGCUUUUCAAGUCUGAUUACUGAGACCAUACCAUUGCAUAGAGAAUACGAAGCAUAUCUACAAAAUGAGAGACUAUUCUUUAGGAAGAAAUUACUUCACGUACUAGAUGAACUAGAGGCUUUAAAGCCAGAUGCCCAGCGGCGGAUUGAAGAAUUAAACAGGAAGUCCAGAAAUCAAGUUGGAAGGUGGGGUCAAGCUAACCAAAAUUCUUUUACCAACAAUUCAUUGGAGUGGCCUUCAACCAAGAAGCAGACUUCAAGAAACGAGGUUAAACAGAUUUACUGGGUUCCUGGACAAGAUGACUCUAGGGGUCCAAUCAAUCAGCAUUACAGACUACCUCAGUCCAAGCCUAUAGACGGACAAUUUCACAAACUUUCUCUUAACAUUCCUCGUCCUAAGGAGGAGACAUUAUCAAGACAUUCCAUCUUAGGUCCAAAUGGCCUCCAUGGACAUUGGCAACCACCUAUUCCUAGUCGAGGGAUUCAAUAUCCAAGCAAUCUUGAUUUGACUCCAGUUGACAUUCCAAGCCUCCUUCAGCCGACACAAGAUGAACAUUCAACUGCAAAAGUGAAUGUUGCUUCAGAGCAUGUCAAGUCUGCACUUGAAGAAGUCCUUUCGUUGCAUGAUGAUGGAGCAACGGUACAUGCUGAAGAACCAACUUCGCUGAUUACCUUUGAUAUCAUGGAAACUACUCCUAAGAUGGAUAUCCCCAGAGAACCUUCUCCUCCGCCUGUUCGUGCAGAAGUACAAGAUUUGGCUGCUAUCACAUCUGAAAUUUCGUACCCUACAUCUGGACAGACAAAUUCUCUUGAGGAUGUCCGCACAGAAUCUCCUUUGCAAGUUCACAUUUCUGCGGUGUUGAUGGACAGCUUUAUGAGGGUUGCUAAGUCAAAUACUGAUAGAAACUUAGAAACUUGUGGAGUUCUUGCAGGUUCACUUAAAAAUAGAAAUUUUUUUGUAACAGCUCUUAUCAUCCCAAAACAGGAGUCAACCUCUGAUUCUUGUUCAACGACAAAUGAGGAGGAAAUAUUUGAGUUUCAGGAUAAGCAAUCUCUUUUCACCCUCGGGUGGAUUCACACACAUCCUACACAGUCGUGUUUCAUGUCGUCGAUCGAUGUUCACACCCAUUAUUCUUAUCAGAUUAUGUUACCUGAAGCCAUUGCAAUUGUUAUGGCACCAAGAGAUGGUUCAAGGACACAUGGUAUAUUUAGGCUUACAGCUCCUGGUGGCAUGUCGGUAAUAAGGCAAUGCCAGCAGCGCGGUUUCCAUCCUCAUCCAGAGCCAUUGGAUGGCGGUCCAAUCUAUGACCGCUGUUCCGAUGUAUACAUGAAUCCUAAACUCAAAUUUGAUGUUGUAGAUCUCAGAUGAUGAUGGUAAUGCUCAUUGUAUUGAAACGUCAUUAUGAACUCACUAUUGAAUCACUUCUUUUGUUGUACAUCUGAUAAUGGAAUAUUGUGGGUAUUUCAAUAGUGGUCGCUGGUCAGUUUUUCAACCCAUAAUUUUGUAUAAAAUUUGAUGUUUGUGGAUCUCAGAUGAUGAUAAGCUCAUUGUUUUUGAAACCUCUCUAGAAACUCAUCAUUGAAUCAUAUUACCGUGAAUCCCUUUGUUAUACA
Messenger RNA from Asparagus officinalis (garden asparagus), 1962 nucleotides. RefSeq names its product AMSH-like ubiquitin thioesterase 1. The record is from RefSeq and is a predicted model, not a curated record. Gene Ontology annotation, cellular component: membrane; endosome. Bases 191 to 1717 code for a protein of 508 amino acids. The transcript has 14 exons. Gene Ontology annotation, molecular function: protein binding; K63-linked deubiquitinase activity; metal-dependent deubiquitinase activity. Lineage: Eukaryota; Viridiplantae; Streptophyta; Magnoliopsida; Asparagales; Asparagaceae. Gene Ontology annotation, biological process: protein K48-linked deubiquitination; protein K63-linked deubiquitination.